Molecule: messenger RNA, 1530 nt
Organism: Puccinia graminis f. sp. tritici CRL 75-36-700-3
Lineage: Eukaryota; Fungi; Basidiomycota; Pucciniomycetes; Pucciniales; Pucciniaceae
Exons: 2
Coding region: 108-1436 (442 amino acids)
Source: RefSeq, a predicted model, not a curated record
GAAUCAGGAGCCAUACAAGAGUUCUGCCUUGAGUCGAUCUGCUAGUCAUAUCUUACCCUUUAUCUCCACCACUAGUUCCCAUUCUCGAUCGAAUUGCAGGCCUUUCGAUGUUGUCAGCCCCAAUACACCCAAAUUAUAUUUUCCCUGCACCUCCUACAACUCGAACCAAGCGUUCAGCCUCAAUCCAUGAUCACCAUCGUUCUAAAAGAUUGCAACAGCCGAAUGAUAGUAAGCGUAGAACUGCCAUCCUGUCCUUCCCUUCGCACUCGGGUAAAGCGGCUGUCGAUUGGGCUGCUAGUGGAAAGAAGAUCCUUUCGAGAAAGAAGCAAUCGCAACAACCAGACAACAGUUAUCAUCAACCGAACCGACGAAGCUUGUAUACCAGGCUGUACGCCAAACUCAAGGCGGCCACUUGCACUAGUGGCACUUCCUCCAAGUUGACAUUUGAAGAGCUUGACGCCAGCCAAGUGAUCAUCAAAAGGAAUCCAUCUUGCACCUCCCAUGGUUCCGUCAAUUCACCUGGCAAUCAUCCCUCUUUUCAACGCCGUCAAAAUAGGAAACCCCUGGUCAUGAAAGUCUACAACAGUCAAAUUAUCUAUGUGGCCGAAUGUUGUGUUCAUUGUAAUCAUAGAUGCGAAAAUAAACCGGACAACCGACUUCAGGCGCAUGAUGAACCCGAAAUCUAUGGCUUGCGAACACCCACCGCCCAAAAGUCAGUCCAAACAUUCGAUCAACUAUCACCAUCACCAAGUGCAAUCACAAAUCCAGAGAGGAAGAUUCGCCCUCAAUCUCCCCCGCCGAUACCAUGGCGGACUCGGCCGAUACCCACCAGACCGUUCAGACCGAGCGGAGAAUAUGACGAGGAGAUUGUCGAGUUGAACGUCUCCAAUCGGCUGCCUGGCCCUCUUCCGUCUUAUACCAGCCCGAACAUCGUCAACAACAACAGCAUGAUCCCUCCUUUUGCGCGCUCCAAUGAUGAAUUUGCCCGGGAUCUGCAAACCAUCUCAUCAUCUUUCCAUGACAGGCUUCAAGCUCAGGAAUGGCGCAAGAGCGAUGGCUAUACGACCCCUAGAACCAACAGACUUUGUUCGACUUUCUCUGAGCCUACUACGACUACCGCCAGUCCUGCCUUAUCAACCUCCCAGAGACUGGAAGAUAUCCUGGGCAACCAUCCUGAUUAUUCUCUCCCCACCGGCGAGAGCUACAUCUUCUCCUCUUCAAAUUCUAGGCGGCAGGAUCUGUCCAAUCAUCAUCAUCAUACUAAAACCUCUGCCAGGGUCACUUCGUUGCCUGGUCGGACUGAUAUUAUCGAACCGACAGAUUCAUUCAAAACUCGCUCCUUUCAAAUCGGCCUUCCUCUCUCUCAUCGUCUCAUUCAGUCUUGGAAUUCUUUGCCCCAUCUCCUCUCUCAAAAUAGAAGAGGUAGCACAUGUUGAUCUGAUUUUUCUUUACUCUCCUUUUUGUGGUUGUUGUUUUUGUUCAUAUCCUCUCAAUCUUUGGAUCAGCUAAAUAUUCUUUCUUCUUUGCCAA